This is a messenger RNA of Mugil cephalus (flathead mullet), 3782 nucleotides long. RefSeq lists its product as uncharacterized. NCBI's taxonomy places the organism in Eukaryota, Metazoa, Chordata, Actinopteri, Mugiliformes, Mugilidae. Gene Ontology annotation, molecular function: GTPase activity; GTP binding. The record is from RefSeq and is a predicted model, not a curated record. Bases 726 to 1403 code for a protein of 225 amino acids. Gene Ontology annotation, cellular component: Golgi apparatus; vesicle; trans-Golgi network. The transcript has 4 exons. Gene Ontology annotation, biological process: vesicle-mediated transport.
CACACACACACACACACACACACACACUGACACUAACAGAGCGGGGGCGUUGUCGUCCGCACCGUCCGGACAGACAGACAGCUCCUGUUCAAACUGCUGACAGACUUCUCGCCGCAGUUUCUUCUCUGGGGACAUGGCAGCGGACCAAACGGCAUGCAGGAGGAGCAGCUUGAGCACACAAACCGCAGGCUAAACUGAUAACAGCACUUCGCCUUUUUUUUUUGUUUCUUUUUUUUUUCUUUUUUCUACUUUUUUUUUUUAAAGUCCGCCACGACAGCGUUUUACAUCCGACAAGUCUCCUUUUCAGACUCACAAACUUUGCGCAGGACAGCAUUUGAACGGAGCUGACGCACAGUGGUGGAUUCUGAUCUAACAUAACCUACACUUUCUUUGAGAACUCCUUUUGCAUCAUUUAAAGAACUACUAUGUUAAAUUGUGCUUAACAUUUUAACACCAAGGUUCAUACUUUUGCCUCAUACAUUGGGAUUACAAAGCGCUUUUUAUUUUUCUGCAAAAUAUGCCUUGGAACCUUGAUAUUCCUACGUAUCACUCUAUUUAUCAGCUGUCUGCUUGUACACGAGCCCAGACCUGGUAAAGCUCCUCUGAAUUCUGCAGCUGCUCUUCAUGCGGAACCAAUAAUUGGAGACAUCACCGUGCCAUCACUCGUUCUUUUCUUUUUCUUUUUUUCCCCCUCUCUAACGAGCGCUCUGUCAGCCGGAGCAACGAUGCAGCACGAACGCCUGCUCAAAGUGUUGGUGAUCGGAGACCUGGGAGUGGGAAAGACGUCCAUUAUAAAGCGUUACGUCCACCAGGUGUUCUCCCAGCACUACCGCGCCACCAUCGGAGUGGACUUCGCCCUCAAAGUGCUCAACUGGGAUCACAAAACGGUGGUGCGUCUGCAGCUGUGGGACAUCGCCGGGCAGGAACGCUAUGGCAACAUGACCCGCGUUUACUACCGAGAAGCAGUUGGGGCGCUGGUCGUCUUCGACAUGACCAGGCUGUCCACGUUUCAGGCUGUCCUUAAGUGGAAAGGAGACCUGGAUUCGAAGGUUGCCCUGAGCAAUGGGAGGCCAGUUCCAGCCGUCCUCUUAGCCAACAAGUGUGACCAACGUCGUCAGGGUCUGUGCCCCAAACUGCCCAAACUGGAGAACUUCUCCCAGGAGUACGGCUUUGUCGGCUGGUACGAAACCUCAGCCAAGGACAACACCAACAUCGAUGCAGCCAUGACAUGUUUGGUGAAAAGCAUCAUGUCUGCGGAGGAAGAGAGAGGUUUGAGCGACGCCACCAAGAGUGAACAGGACGCCAGCGUCCUUGUCCUGCCUCGCUUCGACUACAACGUGAAAGAGAAGGGACUUGGUGGAUGUUCCGGAUGCUCCUCGUUCAAACAGCGACGCGAAGACUGAGUCUGAACUGAGAGACUGGACGGAGACUUAGAGGAGGAUGGAGAUUACUUCGUUAACAUUUAACAGGAUGUAACUUAAAAGUUGAAUUCCAUUCUUUGCCCAUCACUUCGCUCUCUUUGCUUCAGAGAGUUUGAUUAAAACUGUUUUUAUUUCAAAAUAAGGAAAGUCUGAAGAAGUGAAAGCUUUUUUAUUGUUCUAAGGAGGUUUCAGGAAAAUCUUAUUUUUUUAAAAAGAAAUAACAAAAUCACUUCUAUGAGAAAACAAACAAAAAAAACGUAUUCAAAAGUGUGUUCUUUCAUCACAAAAAUCAAUUCUGUGGCAGUUUAUACAAUGCUUUAAGGUGUUGAAAGAAAAACGAAAAUAAACCUUUUCCGUAAGAUAAUGAAAGACAUUUAUCGGAGGCACUGCAGCAUUUGAAAAUUGUCUGUCUUUUGUUUGAACAUUUUGAAGUUCUGUUUGUUCUUCUUGUUUUCUUGGAGCAGUCGGUAGAAAAUCAACCUCAGAUGGUUGUAUUUGUUCUGUAUUAGUGAAAAACAAAACAUAACUAUGGUUUCAGUCCAUUCAAAGAAGACCGCGCUUAAAGGAACUCUUACAAGUUUUUGGCCACAUGUGGCGCUGUUGAGCAAGGGUGUCAUAAGCUAGUCCUGAUUUUCUUUACAUUGCUGUUCUGUUAGCUCGGAGGCAUAUAAACACACAGGUUAAUGAGAUAGUAUGUGCCACGAAACAUACCAAUGGGCCAGUAAAAUCCAAAGAACAUAAAAGACAGUUAGCCGAUGUUAACCGUACUAGUUUAAAAAUAUUUAAGGUGCUUUUCAAAUGUUCUGUUUAGCAACAUUCCAUUCAUAUUCCUCAGUGUUGUGGCAGUUCUGCUUUGGUCAAAACUCCCAACUUAUCAAUUAUUUCAUGUUUGCGAAACUGUGAUAAGUGCCACUUAGUGGUUAAGAGCUUCAGAUUUUAACCAAUUAAAUACCUCUACGUCAGCCGUCCAGGUCAGGGUAAAAGUGAGCCACAGUGUGUGGUUCAUAGUAACAGACGAUUAAACACUAAUGACAACAUAACCAUUAAUACUACAUUCCAUUUCUGCUAACCAGUCCUCAAGCGCCAUCAUUUGUCAAAUAUUUUAACACAAAAUAUUCAACUGUUUUUACAAGAGACGUCCACAUCAACAGCCCUUUCAUUAUUCACUACCAUAAUUAUUUUUUGUAGGGUGAUGCUAACAGUUCCAGUGAUGGUGGAGGUGGCUUAUAAUUGUAAUUUAGUUGUAUAGUUUUCUUUAAUACAGCCGAGGAAAAUGUCAAUAUUCUCAAUAGCCUUAUCUUAUUAUUAUAAUGUUUGAAUUUCCUACAUUAUUGUCACCUUCAGAUGAAAGGUUAGUGGAACUUGUCACAAGAAGUCGUUUACCAGAGAGGUUAACACUUAUCUAACAAACUAACAACCUGGCCUUGACCAUUUCUAAAAACGACAUGUACCAAAUUAAGACAAAUACCACAAGAGGACGCCAUUUAUUUGUGAAAGUCAUGCUAGCUUCCUAGACUGUUAGCUUCGGUACCUUCCGGACAGCAACAGCUGGCUAGCAGCAGAUUCCUCAUAACUAAAGGCUGAUGUUACCACUUGGAUGCCAAGAAUGUUUAUGUAAGCACAAGGUUACCAGUGCCAUUUGAAGGCAGCUUUUAUCUUCAGUGAUGAUUUGCAAUGAUUAGCAUGCUAACUUGCUUAAUUAAAUGGUGUCAAACAUCACAUAUGCCAAACAUCAAGAUUUAUACCCCCUACUCCUCACCAGUCCUUAAGAACUGAAGAAGUUGCUUGUCUCAAAAAAACUCCACAAGUCCAGUUGCCUUUCUUUAAGGUUUCUGGAUCUAUCAUAGUGUUGGCGUUGGUGGUUUUAGCAUUUAAUUAUGUUGGUGAUAGCAUUAAGGGCUAAUUACAUCCUCCAGUGUGGCUGUUGACUCUUUUUUCUGUUUUCUCAACUCACACAAGACAUGUUUUUUCACAUAUAAAUUGCUCUUCAUUUACCGGGUUACUGCUGUAGGUUAUUUUAUCAGUAUAUGUUUCCUGACAGAUUGUCAACACAGAUGGUUAUGUGGGAAAUUUCAACUCGUCACAUGAAAGCGCUUAACUAUCUUCAAAGGGUCACGCACUUAUCGUUAAUCGCAGUCUGCAAAUACGUGUUGAUAUUGUUCUUUUUUCAUUUUUGCUCUUGCGCAAGCAAUUGUAAGUAAAUGUAAAUAAUCUGAAUGUUGUAUAAGCAGAUAAUCGUUACUUGUUUUUUUUUUUUGUUAAACGAGCAAAUCAGUUUUCAUGGAGUUUAAUUUGUCUGCGAUUAUACACAACAGAGAGAGUGAAGUAAAAAUAAAUUUCACUUCAUCCUAGCCGCCGUUA